AUGUCUACCAUCCAGUUGAGGAAUGUCACCGGACAAACGUCAUCUGCGCCAUCUGCAGUCCCAUAUAACGAUGACCACUCACGAUCAAGAUAUCGAGACAGAUCCAGCUAUGUGGAGCGAUCUGUAUCAGGUGACAAUGAGUUGACGUUCCCUGAAGGUGGUUGGCAAGCGUGGCUGGUUGUCUUUGGAUCUUUUUGUGCUAUGCGCUCCGUGUUCAGUCUUAUCAACUCUGCGGCGGUGUUUGAGUCAUACUUUUCCGAAAAUCAACUUGCCGAUCAUUUGCCCUCACAAAUUGGCUGUGUUUUUAGUCUUUAUCUUUUUAUAGUCUUCUUCGUUGGCAUACAAGUAGGUCCUAUGUUCGACCAAUAUGGUCCACGCGGACUAGUCGUCGCUGGCGGUCUGUGCAUGUCAAUUCACCUUGCACACUCCAUCCUAGGCGGGUUGGGUGGCGCACUGCUCAACUCUCCCUCAUACGGUGCUAUUGCACACUUCUUUGACUCGCGUCGAGGUUUCGCCACCGGGAUCGCGGCGACAGCUGGCUCCAUUGGAGGUAUCGUAUAUCCCAUCAUCCUCCAGAAUCUCUUCCCGAAGCUAGGUUUCGGCCCCACUGCUCGUGUUCUAGGAUUCAUCCUUCUUGGGCUCAUGGUCCCUGCAAGCCUUCUCAUCCGGUCCCGGCUUCCGAGAAAAGAGGGCCCUGCGUCAAUCUGGCCGGAUUUUACUGUCUUCAGUGACCUGAAGUUUACGCUCACGGCUAUGGGGAUCUUUUUCAUGGAAUGGGGUCUCUUCGUUCCCAUCACUUACAUCAUAUCAUAUGCUGCAACUCUUCCUAGCAGUAACGUUCACUCCUACACUAUUCUCUCCAUCCUCAAUGCAGGAUCAGUGGUUGAACGAUUUCAUCCUGGCCUCGCUGCCGACAAGUAUGGGAGAUUUAAUGUCAUUUUAAUCAAUAUCGCCUUAUGUUUUGUCUCCGUUUUCGGACUUUGGCUGCCUUCGGGGAACUCUGAAUCCAUGCUUCUGGCAUUUGUUGCUAUAUUUGGGUUCGCUAGCGGCAGUAACUUGGGGUUGGUUCCGGUUUGUCUUGGCCAGCUUUGCGAUGCAAGGGAAUACGGGCGCUUUCUGUCGACAGCGAUGAUGAUGGCUAGUUUUGGGACACUGAGCAGUCUACCUAUUGCUGGUGCUAUACUGCAAGCAAAGAAAGGCGGGCAAGACUGGGAGGGGUUGAUCAUAUUUUCAGGCGCCUCUUACGUUCUAGCAUUUCUUUGCUUUGCCGCAGUUCGAGUGCAAGCAGUAGGAUGGACACCGUCUGCAAAAUUCUAA
Messenger RNA from Colletotrichum spaethianum, 1317 nucleotides. RefSeq names its product putative transporter. Lineage: Eukaryota; Fungi; Ascomycota; Sordariomycetes; Glomerellales; Glomerellaceae. Bases 1 to 1317 code for a protein of 438 amino acids. Gene Ontology annotation, molecular function: transmembrane transporter activity; 2-(3-amino-3-carboxypropyl)histidine synthase activity. The transcript has 2 exons. The record is from RefSeq and is a predicted model, not a curated record. Gene Ontology annotation, cellular component: fungal-type vacuole membrane. Gene Ontology annotation, biological process: transmembrane transport; protein histidyl modification to diphthamide.